Messenger RNA from Drosophila miranda, 2042 nucleotides. Its product is annotated as sodium-dependent nutrient amino acid transporter 1-like. Gene Ontology annotation, cellular component: membrane. NCBI's taxonomy places the organism in Eukaryota, Metazoa, Arthropoda, Insecta, Diptera, Drosophilidae. Bases 19 to 1830 code for a protein of 603 amino acids. The transcript is spliced from 7 exons. Gene Ontology annotation, molecular function: L-amino acid transmembrane transporter activity. Gene Ontology annotation, biological process: sodium ion transmembrane transport. The record is from RefSeq and is a predicted model, not a curated record.
UAUUAGUGCCAAUUAAGAAUGAUUCCGAGCUGUUUUCGAGAUGAGAUUACAGCCCCGGUCCGCCACGAACCAGAUAAGCGAUCAGCGACUGUGAUUAGUAGGUCGCGCCAACUCAAGGCGCACAGUUCUCGCAAAACGAAUCUGAAGAUGGAGGUCACGAAGGCAACGAAACCAACGGAGCAGUGGGACAAUGGCCUGGAGUUCCUCUUCUCGUGCAUCUCCCUGUCCGUGGGCUUGGGCAACAUCUGGCGGUUCCCGUACAUUGCCUUCCAGAACGGCGGCGGCACCUUCGUCAUUCCGUAUCUGAUUGCCCUGCUGGUGAUUGGCCGUCCCGUGUAUUAUCUGGAGAUAGCCUUGGGCCAGUUCACUGACCGCGGAGUGGUCAAGGCCUUCGAUAUGGCACCCCUGCUCAAGGGCGUGGCGGUGGGACAGGUGCUGGCCACGGGGGCCUCGAUUACCUACUACUCGAGCAUCAUGGCCCUGACCCUGAGGUUUCUGGUGGCCUCCUUGGGCUCGGAGCUGCCCUGGAGUCGGUGCAGGGAGAAGUGGGGCAGUGAUUGCCAUGAUGGAAGCAUCGUCAAUGCCACGGGAAAGAUGUCCCCCGCCCAGCUGUACUUUGAACGUGAGAUACUCCACGAGGUCCCUAACAUUGACAAUGGCCUGGGCAUGCCGAACUUGGAUCUGGUCGGAUGUCUGGCCAUGUCCUGGCUCAUCAUUGAAGCAGUGCUGAUACGCGGCAUCAAGAGCAGUGGCAAGUCCGCCUACUUCCUGGGCGUCUUUCCCUAUGUGGUGCUCCUUGUCCUUCUGUUCAGAGCUGUAACCCUCCCCGGGGCCAUGGAUGGCAUCAUUUACUUCUUCAAGCCGCAGUGGCGGCAGCUGCUCGAUCUACUGGUGUGGUAUGCGGCCGUCACACAGGUCUUCUUCUCGCUGGCCAUCUGCUUCGGGACCGUGAUCACCUACGCCAGCUACAACAACUUUAACAGAAAUGUCUACAAGGACAUCGUGAUCAUCACCACCAUGGACUCUUGCUCCUCGAUCAUCGCCGGCUGCAUUACCUUUGGUAUUUUGGGGAAUCUGGCCAAGGAGACGGGAAUCACAGAUAUUGGCAGCGUUGUGAAGGGCGGAGCCGGUCUGGCUUUCAUCUCGUAUCCGGAGGCUAUUGCCCGGUUCGAGUAUGUGCCACAGAUGUUCGCGGUCCUCUUCUUCCUCAUGCUCUUUGUCCUAGGCAUUGGCAGCACCGUGGGCAUGGGCACCUGCAUCCUGCGCGUCGUCCGGGAUCACUUUGGGCCACGUACGACGCCCACAUGGGCUCUGGCCAGCUGUCUGACUGUCGUGGGUUUCGGCGUGAGCAUCGUUUACAUGACGCCGGGCGGGCAAUUCAUUCUCAAUCUGGUGGACUUCUAUGUCGUGUCCUUUACAGCCCUGAUCCUGGCCAUUGGCGAACUGGUGGCCGUUGCCUGGGUCUAUGGUAUCCUCUUAGGCGUCCAUCGCUUCUGUGCGGACAUCAAGUUCAUGAUGGGCAUCGAGACGGGCUGGUACUGGCGCCUCUGCUGGCUGUUCAUCACGCCGGGCCUGAUGGCCGCUGUCCUCGUCUACAUGCUGCUCGACAUGUCGCCCCUCACAUAUAAGGGCGUGGCCUAUCCCGCUUUAGCUCAUGUUUUCGGCUGGUUCUUGGCCGCAUUAGGCCUGGUCCAGUUACCAGGCUGUGCAUGCUAUGCCCUCUACAGGCAACGCCACCGCCCCGGCAGCUUCUUGCAGAAGCUACGUGCCGCCUGUGAGCCAACGGACACUUGGGGACCAGCCAAAGCACAGAUGGAUGUCAGCUGCUAGAAAAUGGGGUUUCUCCAUUGCCUCACGCUGCGUAUUUGUAGUGCCAUAAAGUAUGGUAUAAAUAAAAAAAAUUUUAAACAAAAAACAAUGAGAGCUUAGGAGUUUUAGGAAUCCAGGCAGGAUGCAGCUGCUAAUCCUGCUGCUGGUGCUGCAAGCACUUUUAAUUACCUCAGGGCAUGGCUCCAGUGGGGCUGCAAAUGGGGCGUGGCUGU